Molecule: messenger RNA, 1570 nt
Organism: Acanthopagrus latus (yellowfin seabream)
Lineage: Eukaryota; Metazoa; Chordata; Actinopteri; Spariformes; Sparidae
Product: GTPase IMAP family member 7-like
Exons: 2
Coding region: 122-1192 (356 amino acids)
Molecular function (GO): GTP binding
Source: RefSeq, a predicted model, not a curated record
CAACAAGUCAGGAUGUUAAACUGGCAUCCGACCUCAAAGAGGACACAAGCAACUUUUCACAGGCACUCGAGCGGUCUUUUCACUCCGACUGUUGCCGCACAACCACCUCACUUUGGACAACAUGGACGUGUCAAACGAAAGAAGAAUUGUCAUCUUGGGAAAAACUGGAGCUGGGAAAAGCAGCCUGGCUAACACCAUCUUUGGAGAGGAAGUCUUCAAGGUCAGCCACAAUUCCAACUCCGAAACAAGAAAAUGUGAAGCAAAAUCCAAAUCUGUCAGUGGAAGAAGCAUCACUCUGAUCGACACUCCUGGUUUCUUCGACACAGACAAAACUGAGGAGGAGCUGAAGUCUGAGAUAGUGAGGUGUAUCACAGAGUGUGCUCCUGGGCCUCAUGCUUUUCUCAUUGUGCUCAAAGUGGAGAAAUUCACAAAACAGGAGCAGGAAGUCAUCAACACAAUACAAAAAGACUUCUCUGAAGAAGCUUUCAAAUAUGCCACAGUUCUGUUCACUCAUGGUGACCAGCUGAACGGCCAGAAAAUUGAGGAGUUUUUCUCAGAGAAUAGGUUGAUAAGUGAUCUGGUGAAGAAGUGUGGAGGACGCUGCCACGUCAUUGAUAACAAAUACUGGAACGAUAACACAACAGAUGAAUACAGGAGCAACCAGUUCCAUGUGGGUGAGCUGCUUAAGACGAUAGACAAGAUGGUGACGGAAAACAAUGGAAGGUGCUACACCAAUGAGAUGCUGCAAAAAGUGGAGGAGAAAAUACAACAAGAGGAAGAGAAAAUUAGACUGUUACCAGGAAACUUGUCAGAGGAAGAGAUCAGAGAGAAGGCUAAGGCCAGUGUAUUUGAGAGGCUUCUGAUCAAACUGGCAGGUGUUGGAACAGGUGCACUAUUAGGAGCUUUGUUUGGUGCAGCUGGGAUGGCUGCAAUAAUUAUCAAAGCUUUACAGUCUGCACCAGUGUUAACCAGCAUGCCAGAUUUUGGAUUCAUAGGUGCAGCAGCUAUAGGUGGAUCUGCAGUAGUAGGAGCAGUGAUGGGAGGUGUUGAAGGAUAUCAUGCAGCUGAAGGAGCAGAAACACCACAGAAGGCAGCAAAACGUGCCGCAGAGGCCAUCAAGAAGAAAGCCAGAUCUGUCCAUAGUAAAGCAAAGGACAUGAUGUCACCGGCAAAAAAGAGAUGUAGCCCUUAAUAUUGUCUCUAAAUAAGAGAUCAGAUCUCUUGUUCUAAAAAAAAAAUGUUAUUCUCAGAGCCUAUCAUGCUCAUUCACAUGUGAUAUGUAAAACAUUUUUCUUCUUCAAAUUUGACCGUACUGUCAGUAUGAUGUGUUCAUUUUUAUCCCAUUUUUGAUUAUCUUGACCAGUGUACGCUGUUGGCUGUAUUUCUGUCUGUCCACUGUCCACUGUCCACUGAUCGCUGUUUCUUGGUGCAAAAGCUCUCAAGAAAAUAUCACUUAAUGUAUAUGUACAACAUCAUUUUGUUAUACAGGAUUCUGAUGCUCGUGCUAUGACAGCUUUGCUUCUUUGUGGAUCACAAUGUCUCAUCAAAUAUGAAUAAUCAAUAAAAUUAA